UGCCGCCACCCGCCGGCGCAUGCGCGAGUGCGGGUGAGAGGUCGGCAAGAUGGCGGCGGCCUCGUCAGUGGAUGAGGCGCCGGACAACGAGGACUAUUACUCGCUGCUGAACGUGCGGCGGGAGGCCUCUCAGGAAGAGCUGAAAGCCGCCUACCGUAGGCUGUGUAUGCUGUACCAUCCUGACAAGCACAGGGACCCAGAGCUCAAGAGGCAGGCCGAGCAGCUCUUCAACCUUCUCCAUCAGGCUUAUGAAGUGCUCAGUGACCCACAGACGAGAGCCAUCUAUGACAUAUAUGGAAAGAGAGGCCUCGAAAUGGAAGGAUGGGAGGUGGUGGAAAGGAGGAGGACACCUGCUGAGAUCAGGGAGGAAUUUGAGCGUUUGCAGAGAGAGAGGGAAGAGAGGAGGCUUCAGCAGCGGACUAACCCCAAGGGGACAAUUAGCGUUGGAAUAGACGCCACUGACCUCUUUGAUCGGUACGAUGAGGAGUACGAAGAAGUGCCAGGGAGCAGCUUUCCCCAUGUUGAAAUUAACAAAAUGCACAUAUCGCAGUCCAUUGAGGCUCCACUGACGGCCACAGACACUGCGAUAUUGUCAGGAAACCUCUCAACGCAGAACGGGAAUGGAGGCGGCUCUGUGAACUUGGCUCUGAGGCGUGUGACGUCUGCCAAAGGCUGGGGAGAGAUAGAGUUCGGAGCUGGAGACCUCCAGGGGCCUUUGUUUGGCCUGAAGGUGUUUCGGAAUCUUACACAAAGAUGCUUUGUCACGACAAACUGUGCACUGCAGUUCUCCUCCCGAGGAAUCCGCCCAGGCCUUACGACCGUCCUGGCAAGGAACCUGGACAAGAACACCAUGGGCUACUUGCAGUGGCGCUGGGGCAUUCAGUCGGCAAUGAAUACGAGCAUCGUCCGGGACACCAAAACCAGCCACUUCACAAUGGCGUUUCAGCUGGGCAUCCCUCACUCCUUCAUGAUGGUCAGUUACCAGCACAAGUUUCAGGACGAGGAUCAGACGCGAGUAAAAGGAUCUCUCAAAGCUGGUUUCUUUGGGACCAUCGUGGAAUAUGGGGCGGAGCGGAAAAUCUCCCGGCACAGCGUCCUUGGAGCCACCGUCAGUGUGGGUGUACCCCAGGGAGUCUCUCUGAAAAUCAAGCUGAACCGAGCCAGCCAGACCUACUUCUUCCCCAUCCACUUGACGGACCAGCUGCUGCCCAGCGCGGUCUUCUACGCCACGGCGGGGCCCCUCGUCAUCUACUUCGCCAUGCACAGGCUCAUCAUCAGGCCCUACCUGAGGGCGCAGAAGGAGAAAGAAUUGGAGAAGCAGCGAGAGAGCACGGCCAGCGACACUUUCCAGAAGAAACAGGAAGCAGAAGCCGCAGUGCGGUUGAUGCAGGAAUCUGUCCGGAGAAUUAUUGAGGCUGAAGAAGCCAGGAUGGGCCUGAUUGUGGUGAAUGCUUGGUACGGGAAAUUCGUCAAUGACCAGAGCAGGAGGAACGAGAAGGUGAAGGUCAUAGACGUGACUGUGCCCUUGCAGUGCCUGGUGAAAGACUCCAAGCUCAUCCUUACAGAAGCAUCCAAGGCCGGCCUGCCUGGGUUCUACGACCCUUGUGUCGGGGAAGAUAAGAGCCUGAAAGUCCUCUACCAGUUCCGAGGAGUCCUGCAUCAAGUGAUGUCUGGUGACAACGAGGCCCUUCGGAUACCAAAGCAGUCUCACCGGAUUGAUGCAGACAGCUAAUCUGGUGGGGAAGAGGGCAGGUGCUGAGUUCUGUGCCCAGGAGCCAGCAGAUAUGGCACCAUCUUUCCUCCCUGGAUUUGGUGAUGUCUUCAGAUGAGUGGGGAUGCAACUUAUUUCCUGAUCGGCGCGGAAGGUGGUUUGACACCCAACGUAACAUUGUGGGACAAAAUGAGAGGAAUCUGCUCUAACGAGACAGUGGCACCCAGACCCUGCAGCUGGGGGCCGUUGCUUGACUGGCACAGCUGACGAUGGCCAGCAUUUCCAGCCUGCCCCUGUCAACGCAAGGGGGCGGGCUGCAGACUAGGAGCCCCCCUUUCCCCUGCAGCAACCAGUGUCCUCUUCAGCGGGGGGAACCUUGGGGCAGGUGGCCAGGGGGGGGCAGGGCGGG
Messenger RNA from Podarcis raffonei (Aeolian wall lizard), 2120 nucleotides. RefSeq names its product DnaJ heat shock protein family (Hsp40) member C11 (gene DNAJC11). The transcript is spliced from 16 exons. Gene Ontology annotation, biological process: cristae formation. NCBI's taxonomy places the organism in Eukaryota, Metazoa, Chordata, Lepidosauria, Squamata, Lacertidae. The record is from RefSeq and is a predicted model, not a curated record. The coding region runs from base 50 to 1732 and encodes 560 amino acids.